GUGGGGGUCCCGAGCUCCGGAACUCCCUCCCUAAACCCUGAACCCUCUCUCCGUUAGCCCUCCCUCUCCCACCGAUCCUCGAGGUCCCUGUUGGUGCUGAGAGUGGGACGGCUCGCCCCGGAGUGAGACUCGCUGGGGGUUGUUGUUGUUGUAGUAGACCCCCCGCCCCCUUCACCGAUUGACCGAUUUCUCCCCGCAGCCCUUCCGCCUGGCAUGAUGACGUCGCAGAUCGGAGGCCAGGUUGACAUCAGCUGUGGCGCUGGGGACCAGGAGGGGACGGAAUGGAGGUUCAACAACAGGGUGCUGGGUGCCAGGCACCUCUCCGGCGUCAACGGCAGCCGGCUGACCCUGGAGGACGUCCGGGUGAAGGACACGGGCACCUACACCUGCCUCAGGAACGGCACCAAGGUCAAGGGCGUCCGGCUGCUCGUUGGAGAGCCACCAAAGACACCGAACCUCUCUUGCCUGUUGAAGUCGUACCUGAGACCAAUUACAUGUCAGUGGCACUCCAGGGAGCUCAAGAGGUUGACCAAGUGCAUUCUCUCCUACAGGACCAGCCUCCAGCAGAACGUCACGCUGAAGCCGUGCAAGUUCUACACGAGCCGUCAGGUCUGCGUGUGCAUGGUUCCCCACACCGAGGGCGAGUACGAACACUACUUCAUCGCGCUGGCUGUUUCCAACGGCAUCAGCUGCUCCCGCAGCAAGGAGAGGAUGUUCACCUUCGACAGCCUGUUGAGGUCGGACCCUCCAGAAAUGGUCAGGGUGAGGCCUGUGCGUAAGGCCCCCCACAAGCUGAACGUGACCUGGGUCUACCCGCAAAGUUGGCAGCGGGGCUUCUACGCCCUCAAGUUCGAAGUCACCUACGGCGUCCAAGGGGAGCUGUUCUUCAAGUCGGUUGUCGUUAAGGACACGGCCUUCCUGAUCGCCGACGCCCUGCCCGACAAGAACUACACGGUGCUGGUCCGUGCACAGGAAGAGUUCAGCCACGGCUCCUGGAGUGAGUGGAGCCCGGAGGCAUUCGGCGUUCCCUGGGCAGAUCCUCGGAGGAACAUGGUGCCGCAGGAGGACGUUGAGGGGUACCCGUCCACGGAUAUCGAGUGCGAGGCAUGUUCCCUCGAGGAGAAGACACCUCAAGAGUCCCAUCAUCCGGAGCGGAACGUCUUCCCGGAUUACGUGCUGUGUCUUGUGGUAACGUGUUUGGCUGGCGUGACCAUCCUCUUCGUCAUCAUGCUGGUCAGAUACAGGAAGAAAUGGCGGACCCAAGUCAAGGGGAAAGGCCAAGAAGAGGCCCAACCAGAAAGCCUGGGCAUCAGCUUGAUCAGGAGGCCUCAGGCGCAGCAGGAUCCCAAGGACCGUGAGGCCUCGGCCGAGACUCCGUUCCAAGGAGAGCCCGGCGCCCUGCCCUCGGAGGAGGAGGGGGACGAUCACUCCCAAGAGGAGGCCUCUCAGUUUGACGUCACCAACCCUGGUUAUUAUUACAUCCCCCAGUGAACUGUAAUGGGAUCUCACUUGGGAAUUGGGACCUGGGUGUCCCAAGAGACGGCAAGGCCUCUCCCGUUGGACUGGGUGGCGGGGAAGAGGCUGGACUUGGCCGGGGGGGGUGGGUUUUUCUCGGAUCCGCGGAGCCUAUCGAAGCGGAGAGGCCUCCCUCCUCGAGCCCCACUCUCUGUGUGGCUUGCUUGUCUCGCUCCUUGUGGCCUUUCUCGGGACUCAGCCCCUCCCCGCCCCUCCCCCCCCCACCCUCCUCCCCUCUCGGCUGGGGGCGGCUGCCGGCGGCCAUCUUGUAAGGUCCCAGGGCGCUGGAUGGGCGCUCCCUCGCCGUGGGGCGGGACGGACGCACGACGGGGCCGGACCCAAACCCAGGGCAGCAUCUUCCUGUCAGCGGUGGCGACGAGGACCGUAUCCCGGGGCGGAGGAGGGGGGAUAGCCAGGAAACCAUGCCGACCUGGCAACCGGAUGACCUUCACGAUGGACGCCACAUCUCAAAACGGAAGAUGGCGACCGGUGGACUUUCUGGAACUCUCUUUCUCUGUCGAUCUACAGGCCCGCUCCCCAUUACCCCGGUAACCGGAGGCUUGGGAGCUGUUGUUACGGGAUGCCUCCUCUUCCGGGGACGGCGGCCAGUUGUCCCGUUUUGGUUGGCGGAGGAGCCUGGGCCCUGACCAUUCGGCCCUGAGGCCACUCGGCCCCUCAGUCUUGCUCCUAGAUUCAAUAAAAUGGCUGACCUCUGAUUUUCAACUUCCUCUGCCCUCAUAAUCAUUCCCAAAUCCAUACAAAAAUCUGUCCAGGGAUUAAAUUGAGGAACUUUGACCAGCUUAUUGUUGAAAUCCGCGGAGUUUGUCUUGGUUAUAGAGUGAUUGAGAAACGAGGGCUAGUUGAUUGUAAUUUUAGUUACAGUUAAAUAACAAUUAAGUACGAUAUUUUUGGACAAUCCAAAGUAAAAUCUCUGGAAAUA
Messenger RNA from Pristis pectinata (smalltooth sawfish), 2455 nucleotides. RefSeq names its product interleukin-6 receptor subunit alpha-like. The record is from RefSeq and is a predicted model, not a curated record. Gene Ontology annotation, cellular component: external side of plasma membrane. Lineage: Eukaryota; Metazoa; Chordata; Chondrichthyes; Rhinopristiformes; Pristidae. Gene Ontology annotation, molecular function: cytokine receptor activity; protein binding. Gene Ontology annotation, biological process: cytokine-mediated signaling pathway. The coding region runs from base 214 to 1491 and encodes 425 amino acids. The transcript has 9 exons.